CUUUCUUUCACAUUAAAUCAAUUGGUGCUAAAUCAUGGCAAGCAAAGCCGCAUAUAAACGCUUAACAAAAGAAUACCUUGCCAUUCAGAAAAGUCCGCCUCCAUUCAUUACAGCUCGACCUCUGGAAAGCAAUAUUCUCGAGUGGCACUAUGUAAUACGUGGGCCGCCAGAUACACCAUACCAUAAUGGCUGGUAUUGGGGAAAGCUCAUCUUCCCAUCGGAUUAUCCAUUCAAGCCACCUAGUAUUCGCAUGUCCACACCUUCUGGCCGGUUCCAGACAGACACAAGAUUGUGCCUUACCAUGAGUGACUUUCAUCCUAGUUCAUGGAAUCCUAGCUGGUCUGUGGCUACCAUUCUUAACGGUUUACUAAGCUUCAUGGUAACGGACGAGACAACAACGGGAAGUAUCAAGACGAACGAUGCAGAGAAGAGGAUAUACGCAGCUCGAUCACAUAAAUUCAAUACGAGCAGUACGAAAUUUCGAGGUAAGGGUUCUCCUCUAUCGAUAACAGAGUCGCCCUCCUUUUUCAUUUGAACUUAAGCCUACCUCGUUUCCUUUCUCCCAAAUAGAUAUUUUCCCUGAAUUCUGUCAACCGGAAAUCCUUACUCGACCACAACAUGAUAAUGCACCUAGUCAUAAUAUGACGCAACGACGCAAUCGAACAACCGCAAAUGCUAAUCCUGUAGCAUUAGCAACGGCACAAAUUGUCGCUGAUACAGGAGCAAGUGCCACCGCAGCAGUACAGCAGAACCGACAAUCUCGGUUCAAUCAAUGGAGGCGAUGGCUACUCGUCCUUG
Molecule: messenger RNA, 798 nt
Organism: Umbelopsis ramanniana AG
Lineage: Eukaryota; Fungi; Mucoromycota; Umbelopsidomycetes; Umbelopsidales; Umbelopsidaceae
Exons: 3
Coding region: 35-535 (166 amino acids)
Source: RefSeq, a predicted model, not a curated record